This is a messenger RNA of Cololabis saira (Pacific saury), 3435 nucleotides long. Its product is annotated as single-minded homolog 1-like. Gene Ontology annotation, molecular function: RNA polymerase II transcription regulatory region sequence-specific DNA binding; protein dimerization activity; DNA-binding transcription factor activity, RNA polymerase II-specific. The transcript is spliced from 12 exons. Gene Ontology annotation, biological process: regulation of transcription by RNA polymerase II. Bases 466 to 2748 code for a protein of 760 amino acids. Lineage: Eukaryota; Metazoa; Chordata; Actinopteri; Beloniformes; Belonidae. The record is from RefSeq and is a predicted model, not a curated record.
UUGCCACUCGUUGCGCGUCCUUAUAAUUUGGAGAGGUGUAUGCAGCGCACGGCCCGUUCGCCUUUCCAGGUGGAAAUCCAGGAGGAGCUGAGAGCGAUUUUUAACUGGGACGACUGCUGAACCCAGUUCAGGACAGGUGAAAUUCCCAGUAGGCAACGUUUAAGGCCACAGAAUCGAUCCAAAUAGGAAAAAAAAAAACACCGUGUCCGUUCGGGUCAUGGAUGAAGGCCAGCGCUUGAACCGAGGAGUUUAUUGCACAACCAGCUGAGUUGUUGUCACCCAUCAGGACUUCCAGGAAUAUUUGCGCUUUUUUUUUUGGAUUCGGCGCGUUUGAGUAAACACCAAGUCUGUUACUUUGAUCAAAAUGGCAAUGAAUACGGAGGAAAGCCACGAGGAACAGGUCCAACAACUAGUCUGAAUGACCACCUUUACACGCAAGUGAACGCACCGUGAAAAAGAGCUGAAAUGAAGGAGAAAUCCAAAACGGCCGCAAGGACUAGACGGGAAAAGGAGAACAGCGAAUUUUACGAACUGGCCAAAAUGCUGCCUUUACCGUCGGCCAUCACCUCCCAGCUGGACAAAGCGUCCAUUAUAAGACUGACAACAAGUUACCUGAAGAUGAGGAUUGUUUUUCCUCAGGGUCUUGGUGAGGCUUGGGGUCACACAAGUCGAACCAGAUCUUUGGACAAUAUUGGCCGGGAGCUGGGAUCUCAUCUCCUGCAGACGCUGGACGGAUUCAUCUUUGUCGUGGCGCCAGAUGGGAAGAUAAUGUACAUUUCAGAGACGGCGUCGGUCCACUUGGGACUGUCUCAGGUAGAGUUGACCGGGAACAGUAUUUAUGAAUAUAUCCAUCCCGCCGAUCACGAUGAGAUGACAGCUGUGCUGACGCCACAUCAGCCUUUUCACUCACAUUUUGUUCAAGAGUACGAAAUGGAGCGUUCUUUCUUUUUGAGAAUGAAAUGCGUGCUGGCGAAAAGAAAUGCAGGACUCACCAGUGGCGGAUACAAGGUGAUUCACUGUAGUGGCUACCUGAAGAUCCGUCAGUACAGUCUGGACAUGUCACCUUUUGAGGGAUGUUUCCAGAACGUGGGACUGGUGGCUGUGGGUCACUCUCUUCCCCCGAGCGCUGUGACCGAGAUCAAACUGCACAGCAACAUGUUCAUGUUCAGAGCCAGUCUGGACAUGAAGCUCAUCUUCCUGGACUCUAGGGUAGCUGAGCUGACAGGUUAUGAGCCCCAGGACCUCAUAGAGAAAACAUUGUACCAUCAUGUCCACGGCUGUGAUAUCUUCCACCUCCGCUGUGCGCACCACCUCUUGCUGGUAAAAGGCCAAGUCACUACUAAGUAUUACCGUUUUCUAGCCAAGCAUGGUGGCUGGGUCUGGGUCCAGAGUUAUGCCACCAUUGUCCACAACAGCCGAUCUUCAAGACCUCACUGUAUCGUCAGUGUCAACUAUGUCCUCACGGAGACUGAAUAUAAGGGAAUGCAGCUGUCCUUGGACCAAAUGAGCCCCACAAAGCCCGCCUUUCCCUAUGCUGACAGUCACAGUGAAGACAAGAAGAGCACCAAGUCACGUCUGACUCAGUCUAAGGUCAAAGCUAGAGUGUCACCGUAUCCACAGCAAUUUUCGGCUUUCAAUCCAGAGCGUUCAGAAUCGGACCAAGACAGCCAAUGGGGAGGGAGCCCACUGACAGACUCUGCCUCUCCUCAGCUGUUGGAUACCAGUGAGGCUGCAGAGGCAUCUUGUGCAUAUAGAUUGUAUCCAGACUCAGGCUCCCUAUGCUAUGGGCUGGGUUUAUUAGAAGACGAUCUUGCCCAUGCCCAAACUCAUCCUCACGCCACCACCUGUGACCGUGUUCGGUGCCAGAGUGGCCGCUACUUCCUGGGAGCCCCUCAGUCGGGAAGAGAGAUGUGGUGGGACACAACACGCUCUGUGCUGUCACUUCCAAAAUUCUCAGUGGAGAACAGCGAUGGCUAUGAAAUCACACCCUACCAUGGCGCCAUACACGGAAGGGGACACUGGGAUGAAGACAGUGUGGUGAGUUCGCCUGACGGAGGUGGCUCCCCUAGCGAUUCAGGUGAGCGCUACCAUGGUGAUCAAUUCCAAGCAAGUCCUCGAGAGCCCAGCAAGAUGGAGACCCUAAUCCGUGCAACGCAACAAAUGAUCAAAGAGGAAGAGAGUCGCCUACAGCAACACAAGGCCAUCCUGGAUGUCUCUGGCCUCACCAAAACUCACAGUCCGUGUUUCACCUCCUCCCUACCCCAUCACUCUCAACUCACCAUGCCCAGCGUGGUGUGCCGCGGCCCAGGGGCCUCAAGCCUUGACCUCUCCUCUGAACGCCUCCAUCACCAGGAUGUCAAAGUUCUCGGCCCCCAUGACAAUGACGAAAACACAACCAGCCCUGCUUCUUUAUCUCGUCUAAGUAGCCCAAGCUCUGACGGGCUCUCUAGGUCAGGGCGCCCACUCACCAAAGACUACAUGCAGACAGAUCUAUCCCCCCACCCUCCACAGGCCCAGGGAAGCCCCCUAAUCUAUCAAGCCCAGGAGCGGCAGCCACUAGAUAGGCAGGCUGCGUAUGCCUUGGCAGGAUACUCCAUGGAACAUUUGUAUGACCCGGAGAACUUGCGGACUUACUCUGGCCUGGCAUGUGGAGGAGUGCAGUAUGACAUGGCAUCUCACAUGAGAAUGCAAGCUGAGCAGAUACAGGGACACAAGGCCACGUCAGUGAUCAUAACCAACGGCAGCUGACGAUAUCUGGUACAGAUAGGUCCGGCUGUCUAAAUGUGGAUGUUGGAGUUGGUUUUGAGGUCUGUGUGAGCAUCGUUGACCAGGUGCUUGAUGCAAAAGGCAAGACAUUGAGAAAAGGAUACAUGGCACUUGCAUCGGACUGAUGUUCCCUUUGUCAUUCGUUCAACACUACUUGUAUAUUUCUGGUCUUUGCAUUGUCCCAUUCUCUUUUCUUUGACAUCUGAGGAAGAUUUUUCCGUGAUUCAGAGCAACUAAUGUUUAGGAACUAACAUUUGAAAUCCCACCGAACACUGGGAGGAGGGUAGGUCUAUUACAUAGGAAACAUUGUGUUAUUUUAAAGGUUGUGAACUGGAUUACCUUCCCACCGAAUGCUGGUUAAACAUUAAACAAGUGUUUCUGUCCCACUCCUCUCAUGCACCACUGGCCAUGUGAGUUAAUCUGUCUUGGAUGCGAUUUCCAAAUACAGUAAGGGAAUGGGUUUUUCCAUUGCGCUUUUACUUGCAAACGUCAUUGCACAGAACAUUAUGUUUAGAACAUAAAGUGCAACAUUGGAAAGCUGGAGAGAAAAAGUGUUUCACUAUUGUAAGAUGUCAAUGUUUCCUAGUAUUUAUUUGUCAGUGGGAUGUUUUCUGUAUGUCAUUUUUCUGUCAAAGUAGAAAAUCUUACUGGUGACAUUAAAUUAUUUUG